UCUCAGCUCAGGGCGGAGGGGCUCACGGGCUCGGGAGGGGCGGUCGAGCUACGGCGCCGAGGUCUAAGGGGGCCCCUAUGAGCCCUGCUGCGCUGUUAAUUUUGGUUUAAAUCCCGUGGAUUCCUGGAGAGCCUAUAAUGAGAAGGGUCUAACCAGUGGUUUGGGUUCUUGUUUUUAUUUUAGGUUUAUUUAUAUAACUUAUACAUUUGGGUGUUGUUUUGUUUGCAUGUACAUCUACACACAGAAGAGGGCUCUGGAUCCUAUAGGACUCGGUUAAACUGUGUGAGCCACUUUGUGGGUGCUGGGAAUUGAACUCAAGACCUUUGGAAGAGCAAUCAGUGUUCUUAAUCUGCUGAGCCAUCUCUCUAGCCCAUUGUGGCUUGGAUUCUAUUAAACUUCUUGGAGUUAAUAUCAGAUAGGCCGGAUAUGAGUAUGAAGUUUAUCCUCGACCACAUAUAUCUCAGGGUCGCCAGUUGCUUUUAAAUGUAAUUUGAAGUGCGUGACACAUUUCUUGAGCAUCUGGGUUUUGACUUUUUGAGAAAAAAAUUACAUGUAGUCCAAAUUGUCCACACCCUUGCUACAGGAGGAAUACUCUUGAUCUGAUCUUUCUGUCUCUACUUCCUGAGUGCUGGACCUAUAGGGAUGUGGCUUCAAACUUCAAACCUUGUUUAUGUUGGCGGAUGAACCCCAAGGCUUCGUGUAUGUAAGUACCAGUGGCAUGGCUGUGUCCCAGACUUUCCUGCCCGGGCCUCCCCCUGAACCUGCAGGUGCUUUGAUGGAGCCUCUGCCUUGCGCUCCCAGCUUGGCCGCGGGCUUCUUGGAGGAGGAGCUUCAACUCAAUGCCCAGCUUCUCCAGCUGCAGUUUCCAGAGCCCGUGGGUGUCAUUUAUAACCCAGUGGACUAUGCUUGGGAGCCGCACCGCAACUACGUGACCCGCUACUGCCAAGGUCCCAAGGAAGUGCUCUUCCUGGGCAUGAACCCAGGACCGUUUGGCAUGGCCCAGACUGGGGUACCUUUUGGGGAAGUGAAUGUGGUCCGGGACUGGUUGGGCAUUGGGGGCUCUGUGCUGACCCCUCCACAAGAGCACCCUAAGAGACCAGUGUUGGGACUGGAGUGCACACAGUCAGAGGUGAGCGGAGCCCGAUUCUGGGGCCUUUUCCGGACCCUCUGUGGACAGCCCCAAGUCUUCUUCCAGCAUUGCUUUGUCCACAAUUUGUGUCCUCUGCUCUUCUUGGCUCCCAGUGGACGAAACCUCACCCCAGCUGAUCUGCCGGCCAAGCAGCGGGAGCAGCUACUGGCGAUCUGUGAAGCAAACCUGCGCCGGCAGGUGCAGCGGCUAGGGGUGCGGCUGGUAGUGGGAGUGGGGCGGCUGGCAGAACAGCGGGCGCGAAGAGCUCUAGCUGGACUGGCUCCAGAGGUGCAGGUGGAGGGCCUCCUGCAUCCCUCUCCGCGAAGCCCACAGGCCAACAAGGGCUGGGAGGCAGCAGCCAGGGAAAGACUCCAAGAGUUGGGGCUCCUUCCUCUGCUAACGAGCAAGUGCUCGAACAGGCCUAGCACACCUUAGAGAUCACUUGAUUACACGCAGGCUUUGCUGGGCUCCCUGUUGGAGGACACAUUUUCAGCACUCUGGGCUUUUGUCCAGACCCUGAUCGCAGGGUGGGCAGCUCUCCUCCCUUGAGCCUCACCCUUUUGUCUCCAGUGGCUUGUUCUGUUCAGUGUCCACAGAGGGGGGGCCAUUGCAUUCGCCUGCCACACCAUUUCCUUGGGGACCUCUGUGUGUAGAGGGUCCUAGAUAGGGAUGUCUGAGGUCAUAUUUGAAGUUUUGGAGGGAAGAUAGUUUUAAUCAUUCCUGUUUUGUUUUUAUUGGCAUUGUUUUGGGCACUGCCUCAUAUACACUAGGAAAGCUCAUGCUGAUCUACCUCAGACUUUUUGACACUAAUUUUUGACACGUAUGUAUUAGUGGGGUUCAGUGUGAUGUUUUCACACAUGCAUUAAGUGUGUACUGAUUGAUGGAGUCUGAUCUCUCUUCAUCUGUCCUCUCCACAGCUCCCCCUCCCCAACCAGAGGGUAAUCUUUCUGGGAUCCCUACUCAUCCUUACAGAACACUUGCCUCUAGCUGGCUGCUCUCCUCUCCUCCCAGGGACCAGGACAGACAUCACUUUGAGAAUGAGCUUCUGAGCCAGGUGUCCUGGCAUACCCUUGUAAUCCCAGCACUCAGAGAUAGGAGGGUCAGGUUAAGUUCUAUCUCAGAAACAAACAAACAAAUAAUAAAAAGUGAAUUUCUUCAGGGAGACCGAGGUUGAAUUUGAAGGACACUUAUAUGUGCAGACUAGGAAAGAUUUAGAUCUUUAUUCCCCUUUCCCCUGUGAGGCCUGUGAACUUUUUUUUAACCUCUCUCAGUUGGGCAGUGGUGGCACAUACCUUUAAACCCAGCACUUGGAGGCAGAGGCAGGUGGAUCUCUGAGUUCAAGGCCAGCCUGGUCUACACAGUGAGUUUCAGGACAGCCAGAGCUACACAGAGCUACUACUGUCUUAAAAAAUUAAAACUCCUGUUUUGUUUUUGUUAUUGUUGUUUAUUUGUUUUUAAAAUUUGAAGCAAGGUCUCAUUGGGUCGCCUGUAACUCAUUGUGUAGACAAGAUCCAGCCUUGACCGCAUAAGAAAUCUUCCACCUCUGCCCCUGAGUGCUGAGUUUAAAAGGAUGGGCCACCAUAUCCUGUUCCCUUCUGAAUUUUGAGACAAGGUCUCACUGUGUAGUAGUGGCUGUCCUGGCACUUUCUCUAAAGACCGACCUGGCAACAAACUUGUGAUCUUCUGCCUAAAUGCUGGGAUUAUAGUCAUGUGCCACCCUGCCUGACCUCUUAUGAACAACUUUUCUAAGUCUCAAGAUUCUCUGUAAAGUGGGGUUUCUGCCUCCUGCCCCUAGUGUGAGGUGGGAGGACUGAGGGAACACUGUAGAGUGCUUUACGAAGGGCAGACAUGUGGUGACCACCGCACACUCUCCCUGCUUGCCUCCCUCUGAGCUGUGGUACCAUUGCACAAUGAGGGAAUUCCCUGUCCACCCUGAAGACCUUUCCUUACUGGGGAAGGACCAAUGUUAUGAAAAUUUCAACCUGUGACUUUUAGAUUAAGCAUUAAAGAUCCCUAAGCCUUCUCGCAUUGGUUCUCUUUCCCUUCUGCACUUCAUUGGCUGGAGAAUGUUGGUUUUAGGACAUUCCCUCCUCCUCUAUUCACUGUUGGCAGAAACUUCUCAGGUAGCUUGGGGAGGGGUAUAUGAGACUUCUAGCCAACCUAGCCAACCUGCAGGGGUUUUGAUAGGGGGCCUGUCCAGUAGUUCAUCAGGUACUUGGGGGCACUGUUGGGGCUGAUGGGGAGGCUGAUGUCUCCUCUGUCUCUUAAGUGGUUGGUUGGGUGAUGUGUGGUAAGAGUAAGCCACAGUGGGAACAUGGGACCACCUUAAUGAGGGGCAUGUGGUCUCCUUAUUUCCUGGGACUCAAGUCAUCUCCAGCAUUCUAAAAAUUAGUAAGAUUUUAAUCAGCUGUCUCAGUUCCUGAGAGGGAACUUUGAAGUUUCCUCAACAAUAGAAAUGUCAGGGGGCUGGAGAGAUAGCUCAGAGGUUCUUCCAGAGGUCCUGAGUUCAAUUCCCAGCAACCACAUGGUAGCUCACAACCAUCUGUAAUGAGAUCUGGUGCCCUCUUCCGGCCUGCAGGCAUAAUGCAGGCAGAACACUGUAUACAUAAUAAUAAAAUAAAUAAUAAGAAAAUAAAUUAAAAAAAACAAUGGAAAUGUCAGUAUUAUUCAUGUUGGAACCUCAGAGCACAGCAGGGUUUGUUGAACUUUGAUGCAGGAUGGAGACCGGCCCCCUAGAAAGACCAGCUUUGUGUUUUGAUGGUUGGAACUUUGAAGGGUGAUCUUAGCUUGAAUGUCAGGGUGGGACAAAGCUAGAGAUUGAGUUCAGCUGAGUGGCCCAUGAUCUCAACCAAUUAUACCUUUAGAGUGACCCUGACCAGAACUUUGUACACUGGUUUCUGCCAAGCCUGCUGGUUGGUGAACGCACAUGUCUGUUUCCUUUUGGGUAGUUGGUGCUGGUUUGUAUAUUUAUUCAUAUUCUCUGUGUGUAUUUUGAGAGUUCUGGGGACUGAACCCAGAGUUUUGUGGCUGUACAGUGUUCUCUGCUCUAUCACUGAGCUAUAUCCCUAGUCCUUGAUUUGUAUUUGUGAUAUAAUAAAUAAACACAGUGUUUUUAUUUCCUGA
This is a messenger RNA of Arvicola amphibius (Eurasian water vole), 4252 nucleotides long. It is a transcript of the gene Smug1, whose product is annotated as single-strand-selective monofunctional uracil-DNA glycosylase 1. Bases 671 to 1564 code for a protein of 297 amino acids. The transcript is spliced from 3 exons. NCBI's taxonomy places the organism in Eukaryota, Metazoa, Chordata, Mammalia, Rodentia, Cricetidae. Gene Ontology annotation, biological process: base-excision repair. Gene Ontology annotation, molecular function: single-strand selective uracil DNA N-glycosylase activity; oxidized pyrimidine nucleobase lesion DNA N-glycosylase activity. The record is from RefSeq and is a predicted model, not a curated record.